This is a messenger RNA of Trypanosoma theileri, 399 nucleotides long. RefSeq lists its product as uncharacterized. The coding region runs from base 1 to 399 and encodes 132 amino acids. Lineage: Eukaryota; Euglenozoa; Kinetoplastea; Trypanosomatida; Trypanosomatidae. The transcript has a single exon. The record is from RefSeq and is a predicted model, not a curated record.
AUGGAAGAGUAUGAAAAUAUAUCAUUUCCAUCAGAGGAGAUGAUGGUCCGUUUAAUUGAAGAACAGCUGUGGUGUGGUUAUGAAGGAAUUGAUGCAUCUGUUGAACUUCCGUUAGAAGAUGAAAAUGCUACCUACCUACGUGAAACUGUUUUUCCUACUCUUGUCCCUGCAUUGUACGAAUUAGUGAGACGUGAGCAACAGAGACGUCUAAAUCCAGAAUCAUUCCCAGGUUCAUAUGGAGCCACAGGGAACAUUAAUUCGAUCUCCUGGUUAUCACAAUAUCUUCUUCGAAACAAUACACAACACAGCAAGAAUCUCCUACAACAUCCAUAUGUAUUGGUAAAUAAUCAGGUACUUAAAAGAGAAAAAGAGGCCAAAGAAGGAACGGUACUUCAAUGA